CAACUUACCAAUGACGAUCUGACACGUUGUCGGUUGUAUAAUAAUUUCAAAUAUUCAGGUCAUAGACGAUACAAACUCGCCAAUAAGCUACGUAAUCGUAUUUCUUCCCCCAUAACGCAUAAUGUUGGCGAUCGAGGGGCCACAGGCUUGACUUGUGGACUCUGUUCACUCUGAAUCGGUUACAUUUGGUCCCAUCUCCCUCGAAUGAAUCUCAAUCUUCAACUCCUACUGCGAAUUAUUGUCCUCUAUCUUCCUAUUAGAGAUUAGGUAAGUACGGACUUUGCUAUGUGUGUCUUCGUUUAUGAAAUUGAUUCUCUCAUUCUAUUGAAUUUCCAAUUUCUUCUGACUAUCAUUGCAAUUUAGCUCUUACUCAAGUAAAUCGGGAAACAUGUAAAGUGACAAUCAACUUUACAUGGCUAAAGUUCAUGGGAUCAUCUACUCUUCUGUUAAAAGUCCUCAUCAUCCCACAUCAAACAGUAACACUCAAGGAUUGGUACCAAACAAGUUCAGCCAUGGGCAAAGUUCUGUGUUAAAACUGAAGUUAUCAGAAACAGAAGAACGUGUAAACCACAAUGAAGAUUGCUCUGACAAUUUCAGCAGAACUCAAGGAGGACAUGAACAACAUAUGCAUCCAGAAAGAAUUGGCAUCACAAACAAAGCAUUAGCUGAAGCUUGUAAAUAUGCUUACAAUGAUGCUAGAUUUGUAAACGAAAGGGCCAAAAACGACAUUUUCUUACUUUCACGUGGCAUUAUGAGGUUGGAUGCUCGGGCACGCCAAGAUGUUGCUAUUCUUGGUUUAGGAUUUUUAAAACUUGAUGCUCGUGCUAGAGAGGACACUGAAAAAAUUGACAAUAAUGUGAAGAAAAGAGCUGAGCGACUUCAUCACAUUGCCCUUAUUUUAAAAAACAAAGCUGAAUCCAAAUUGAAAAGCGUUGCUGACCGACAUUGGAGUGAUGGAGCUUUAGAGGCUGAUCUCCGGCGUGCUGACUAUAUAGCCAAACAGCGAGCCAUGGAAGAUGCCCUCAUGGCUUUAGAGUUUAUCAAAGAUGUUCAAGACAUGAUGAUGAGCAAGAUGUAUAAGCUGAAAAAUGGAGCUUUGUCAUCUGAUGACAUGGCGGGUCAAAUAACACUUGAAAAGAAUGGGAAAGUUCUAGACUUUUUCCCUGGUGAGGUGUCAACUGAUCGCAUUACUGCUAUUCAGGAGGCUUAUCGGGAUAUGGCAUCUGCACUUUCUGAGGCUGAUGGAAUUGACUAUACUGACCCUGAAGAGCUCGAGUUGUUGGUUGCAACAUUGAUGGAUCUUGAUGCAAUGGAUGGUAAAGGGAGUGUGUCAUUAUUGGCAGAGUGUUCAAGUUCUCCUGAUGUCAAUACAAGAAAAGCAUUGGCUAAUGCUUUAUCAGUUGCACCAUCGAUGUGGACACUUGGCAAUGCAGGCAUGGGAGCUUUACAGAGAUUGGCAGAAGACAGUAACCCAACGAUUGCAGCUGCAGCAUCUAAAACCAUAUCAGAAUUGAAGAGACAGUGGGAGAUAGAAGAAGGUGACAACUAUAGAUUUAUGAUGAAUCAGAUUCCAUUGCCAAAGUUAGACUACAAAGAUGAUGAUGAUGAUGAUGAUGAAACACAAGACUAAUAUGGUUAACUUUUAGAAAGAUGAUAUUAAUGUAAUGUAGAUAGAUAUCUCAUAAUUUGUAACAUAUUAAUGAUGCCUAUAGGUUUUACGUCUUUUUAUUUCUACAACUUCCUCCUCAUGGGACGAUGUUCGUUAUGAUUAUGGAAAAUAGAUGGCAUUGUUAUGACAUGGGGUCUAUUAUGAAUACAAGGGAACUUAUUUGCAUAAAAAAAGCAUCUCUAGACUCAAUAAUAGGUACUAACCUUAUA
Messenger RNA from Lactuca virosa, 1878 nucleotides. The record is from the annotation of a GenBank genome assembly. Lineage: Eukaryota; Viridiplantae; Streptophyta; Magnoliopsida; Asterales; Asteraceae.